AUGAGCUUCGUGAAGAUCGAGGAGCUCUUUACAGGGAAUGGGGACGUGAAAGAGCUAGCGGCACUGCUUGAACAAGGCGCUCGAAUCAACGAUACCGACAAAGAAGGAUACGCAGCACUCCAAGCUGCAGUGAAAAAGGGUUGUGAUGACUGCGUGGUGUUCUUGCUGGAGAGAGGAGCUGACGUUAACCAGAGAGAUUCCGACGGCUUCAGUGCACUACACGAAGCUGCUUUCUUCGGCCACGACAACAUUGCACGGAUCCUGCUACGACACGGAGCCGACAAGACCUACACCAACUCGGAAGGCGCCACCGCAUUGGACUUGGCGGUGCGUCAUGGCAACGGGGUGAUAGCUCACAUGCUCGCAGAUGGCCAUUCCGCCGAUCGAGGGUUCUACUAG
This is a messenger RNA of Phytophthora infestans T30-4, 399 nucleotides long. RefSeq lists its product as uncharacterized. Gene Ontology annotation, cellular component: nucleus. Gene Ontology annotation, biological process: regulation of gene expression. The record is from RefSeq and is a predicted model, not a curated record. Gene Ontology annotation, molecular function: protein binding. Lineage: Eukaryota; Oomycota; Peronosporomycetes; Peronosporales; Peronosporaceae. The coding region runs from base 1 to 399 and encodes 132 amino acids. The transcript has 5 exons.